Messenger RNA from Neoarthrinium moseri, 615 nucleotides. RefSeq lists its product as uncharacterized. The record is from RefSeq and is a predicted model, not a curated record. The transcript has 3 exons. Gene Ontology annotation, cellular component: plasma membrane. Gene Ontology annotation, biological process: proton transmembrane transport. The coding region runs from base 1 to 615 and encodes 204 amino acids. Lineage: Eukaryota; Fungi; Ascomycota; Sordariomycetes; Amphisphaeriales; Apiosporaceae. Gene Ontology annotation, molecular function: voltage-gated proton channel activity.
AUGACUGACCGCACCCCAUUGCUUGUCCAAUUCCCCGCCAGCGGCCACCAAGGAGAUACGUUGGGCCUGAACAGAUAUCGUAAGGCCCGCCGGGACGUCCAGAGGUUCCUAUCGUCCCGGGCCAAGCACUGGGUCAUCCUCACCCUCAUCGUGCUUGAUGUUGCCGGUAUCCUGACGGAUAUCUUCAUUGCCUUGAUCACGUGUGAGCUAGACCGACGGGAUGAGGCUUGGGUCCAGCCGACGAGGGAUGGCCUGAAGAACUUCUCCCUGGUACUUAGCUGCUUAUUCCUGAUCGAGUUGCUAUUAUCACUCUGGGCUGAGGGUCCUAGGAGGUAUUUGUCUAGUUGGGUUUCGUGCUUUGAUGCGUUUGUCAUUGUCGUCAGCUUUGCCAUCGAUAUCAUGGAACAUGGGCUGGCCGAGGAGAUUGCCUCUCUGGUCGUCAUCCUACGUCUGUGGAGGUUUGUCAAGAUUGUGAAUGAGUUCAAUGUGGAAGCAUCAGAGCAAACGGAAGAGAUUCGGCAGAGGCUUGAGGAAUUAGAGAAGGAAAAUUCAGAUCUCAAGGACGAGCUACGACGCUACAAGCGGCAGCAGGACGAAGAAGGUCUGCCAUCUUGA